Globicephala melas (long-finned pilot whale) is the source of this 4600-nucleotide messenger RNA. RefSeq names its product carbohydrate sulfotransferase 7 (gene CHST7). Gene Ontology annotation, biological process: N-acetylglucosamine metabolic process; carbohydrate metabolic process. The record is from RefSeq and is a predicted model, not a curated record. Gene Ontology annotation, molecular function: chondroitin 6-sulfotransferase activity; N-acetylglucosamine 6-O-sulfotransferase activity. NCBI's taxonomy places the organism in Eukaryota, Metazoa, Chordata, Mammalia, Artiodactyla, Delphinidae. Gene Ontology annotation, cellular component: Golgi membrane; trans-Golgi network.
UUCGCCACUAGCACCACCGCCUCCAGAGUUUCCCUUGUGGAUGCACAGCCCUAGUGACUCCGCUCCUCCCGGCGCAGAGGGGCUCCAAGAGGCCGGAGGAGCGCACUCGGGACGGGAUUUCCGAGGAAAGGGAGAGGAAGGGCGCCCCACCCGCUCUGGAGGGGUUCAGUGAACGAUGAAGGGCCGGCGGCGGCGGCGCCGCCGAGAGUACUGCAAGUUCGCGCUGCUGUUGGUGCUGUACACGCUGGUGCUGCUGCUCGUCCCCUCUGUCCUGGACGGCGGCCGCGACGGGGACAAGGGCGCUGGGCACUGCCCGGGCCUGCAGCGCAGCCUGGGAGUGUGGAGCCUGGAGGCGGCGGCGGCGGGCGAGCGCGAGCAGGGCGCCGAGGAGCGGCCCGCCACGGAGGAGGACGCGGGCCGGUACCCCAGGUCCCGGGGCAACCUCAACGGCGCCGUCGGGGAGGCGGCGUCUCGCGAAAAGCAACACAUCUAUGUGCACGCCACCUGGCGCACGGGCUCGUCGUUCCUGGGCGAGCUCUUUAACCAGCACCCGGACGUUUUCUACUUGUAUGAGCCCAUGUGGCAUCUGUGGCAGGCGCUGUAUCCGGGAGACGCCGAGAGCCUGCAGGGCGCGCUGCGCGACAUGCUGCGCUCGCUCUUCCGCUGCGACUUCUCGGUGCUGCACCUGUACGCGCCGCCGGGGGAUUCCGCCGCGCGCGCCCCAGACGCGGCCAAUCUCACCACGGCCGCCCUCUUUCGCUGGCGGACCAACAAGGUCAUCUGCUCGCCGCCGCUGUGCCCCGGCGCGCCCCGGGCCCGCGCCGAGGUCGGCCUCGUCGAGGACGCCGCCUGCGAGCGCAGCUGCCCACCCGUGGCUCUCCGCGCCCUAGAGGCCGAGUGCCGCAAGUAUCCGGUGGUGGUCAUCAAGGACGUGCGCCUCCUCGACCUGGGCGUGCUGGUGCCCCUGCUGCGCGACCCCGGCCUCAACCUGAAGGUGGUGCAGCUUUUCCGCGACCCGCGGGCCGUGCACAACUCGCGCCUCAAGUCUCGGCAGGGGCUGCUGCGCGAGAGCAUCCAAGUGCUGCGCACCCGCCAGAGGGGCGACCGCUUCCACCGCGUGCUGCUGGCGCACGGCGUGGGCGCUCGACCCGGGGGCCCGUCCCGCGCACUACCCGCCGCCCCGCGCGCCGACUUCUUCCUGACCGGCGCGCUCGAGGUGAUCUGCGAAGCCUGGUUGCGCGACCUGCUGUUCGCGCGCGGCGCGCCAGCCUGGCUACGGCGCCGCUACCUGAGGCUGCGCUACGAGGACCUGGUGCGGCAGCCGCGCGCCCAGCUGCGCCGCCUGCAGCGCUUCGCCGGGCUGCGCGCGCUCGCCGCGCUCGACGCCUUCGCGCUCAACAUGACGCGCGGCGCGGCCUACGGCGCGGACCGGCCCUUCCACCUGUCGGCGCGCGAUGCCCGCGAGGCCGUGCACGCCUGGCGCGAGCGCCUGAGCCGAGAGCAGGUGCGCCAGGUGGAGGCCGCAUGCGCCCCAGCCAUGCGCCUGCUGGCUUACCCUCGCAGCUGGGAAGACGGCAACGCCGAGCCGUCCGAGGACGAGGAGACGCCGCCGGAGACGGGGGCCGAAGGCGCCACGUAGCCCCGCUCCCGCGCGCCCGGGACGGAUCCGGGUCAGUCACCACGAACCAGGCCACUCAGCACGUUGUCCCAGCAUUGGAGAAGCCAUGCUGUGGAGGCAGCCUAUCACACUGUCAGAGACUGGGGCUUGACUUGGUACCAACUGCUGUGCUAUUCUGCGGAGCAGGAAUAUUAUGAGCUGUUAAAUAAUGACUGACACAUUGGUUGAAAUGAAGUUUCCAGUAAGGAAGUGACAGUGCAAUGUGGAUAAUUAUGGCAAUAAAAUAGGAAGAGCUUUAGUUCCCAGCCUGACCCUGCCUCUGCUGGAGCCAUGUCAACAAGGCGUUCUCAGAACAAAGAAGAGACGUGAUUUGGUACCAUUUCCCAUCAGCAGGUGUCUGGACAAAACAUCAAUGUGAAUAAGGUUCAAGUGCAGUCCUGUGUAUCUUGAUUAAAUUACUUAAUAUUAAAUAAAAGGUCUGGGUGGUAUUUUUUAAAAUCUGACUCAUCCAGCUCUAAUUCAAAUAGCUCCCCUCACCCCGACCCUUGAAUGGAUUUUUAAAAAGUAAUUUCUCUCCCUGGGGUGGGAGAACCCUAAUGAACUGAAAGAAAUUUUUGCUUUUAAAUUGUUCUAUCUGAUGUUUUUGUAAAUUAUAUUAUUAAAUGACUCUGGAGUCACUGUUAAUGACAAGAUUUGGUUUUGCUCUGUUAUGAUGUAGUUCAAUUGCAUGGUUUAGGGAAAAGCUAGUCUACAUACAAAAGAACACAAAGACUAUGAAGGAAACUAUAGCGAGCUCAAUAAUCUUAGCAACUAGCCAACACUCAAAGCCUGUUAAAGAUGAUUGCAGGCCAGGAGAAGUCACAGGCAGAGACCAGGUUUAAAGUGUUUCUUUUCAUCCUAAGGCACAUUUUUAACAUCUAAAAAAAAAAUCUGUUGCUGUGAUUUUUAGAUCUAAUUUUAAAACUAAAAAUUUUCAAGCAUCUCAAUUAGGGGUCAGCAAAAAACUUUUCUGUAAAGACCCUGAUAGUAAAUAGUUCAGGCUUUAUGAGCAGCUAGUUGUUCACUGCUGUUACAACUCCUCAGCUCUGCGUGAAAGCAGUCACAGACAGUAUGCAAAUGAGUGAGUGGAGUGUGUGCCAAUAAAACUUUAUUUACAAAAACAAGCAGUAGGCUGGAUUUGGUCCAGGGGCUGCCGUAAUUUGUCAAUCUCUGUUCUAAAUGAAGUUGGAGAGGAAUAGCUUCCACCCAGAACAGAACCUCUCUGUGAGGGAAAGAAACAGACUAAGAACAGGAUCAUACUGCAUUCUUCUACUAACGGACAAUACUUUUAGAAAUACAAAGCAAGAUGAGCUCACCCAGUUAAUCUUUUUAUUUUGAGUUUUGUUAAAAAAAAAAGCUUUGAGAAAAAUGUGUUAAAUAUCAGUAAAGGCAGGAAAACAUGUAGCUAGCUUUAUAAUAUCAAUCUAAACAUAUACACAAAGGCAAACAUUAAGUAAAAUGCUAGGGAAAGGGAGCACUUUGGGGGCCUAACUCCAGUUUUUCUUAUUGCACAUAAAUAAAAGUUGCCGAUAACUCCAAGUCUUCACUUUUUCACAGUCAGACAUACUUUAAUAUUAUUUUAUAUAACAUGUUUAUAUAACAUCCUAUGUUAAUUUUAUAAAGCCACCAGUUUGCUACUGUUGAAUGGAAGUAAAAGACAAAAAUUUCCCCAAUUACAGUAUGUAAGUAAGCUCUCUAUAAAAAAAUUCCCCAGAAGGUCACAUCAGCCCAUAUUAAAUUCAUCCUAUUCUAUUUAAAAAACUGCUUUUCAGCUAUUAAAUGAAUCUUGGUGGCCUUCCCAUUUAAUCAUUUUAAUAGACAUAGUAAAACUUCCUAAGUAAGAAGUACCAGAUGUAUUUUAUGUAAAAAAUAAAAAACCUAGGAGGUGACCCUACCAUGAAGUCAUACUUCGAAUGAGUGAUUUCAGGGACAAAUUCCAAAUCCAUAGACUUAACACCCGCAUGACUGAAAAUCAUCCCACUGCUUCUCCAAAGCCCAAAGCUGGAAUAAUCACAACUAAAGUCAACCCCCAAAUGUCCAUGCAGCUAGAUACUCAGCCAGUAACACUGGGAUCUUAACUUUUUUGAAGUGCUUUAGACAGCAGAUGUAGAGUUCUUCACGCUGUUUCCAAGUCCUUUUCCACCUGAGUUGCCCCAACACAUACAGGCCCAGAUAAUUUUCCACUGGCCAAGAGUUGAGCUGACCAUGACAUGUGGCAGUUCUGUGAACCCAUUUGAAAAGGUGGCCAUCAGGAUGAGAAGGUAACCUCUCCCUCUCCCGAGCACUCUCAUGUCUGGUACACACCUUUACAAAGGGCAGCAGAACAGGCAGCCCUCCCUUCUCAUCUUUUCCAAGGUUCAUGUAGCAGAAAACUGGCUGCCUGUGUGUGCCAUGUGGGCCAUGGUUAGACUAUACCCUGCUUACAAAAAUAAAACUGACAUCAAAAACUUUGGUUUUGCUCUUUACAAUUUCUGCUAGCACUGGCUGACAAGAUGGGUUUGUUAAUUUAUAAAAACUCUGCUUAUGAAACUUGGAACUGGAAAAAAAUGGUUUCUUUCUAGGUCUCGUUUUGAAAGGCUUGUCAAAGAGCCUACUUGCUUUUCCUCGUUAGACACUAGCAUUGGUUUCCAGAAUAUUUCUCUGUAGAUUGUUCUUAUUAGGUUUUAGAAAGAGGGAAGGUCUUUUGAGGUAUCCACAUGGUGAAAGCAGCAUUCAGGUGGGUCGUUUCUAAACUCUAACUCUUGGCCACUAGAUGCCCUCAAUUUACUGUAUCAGAACGCAGCAAUUGACACUGGUGAGCCAGAUUCUCAUUUAAAAAAACAACAGAAGAGAUCAGAAUUCAAUGAUACCAGUCUACUGUAUUUGACAGACUAGCUCCUACACUAAUUCACCUACAGAAGCAACAUCAAAAAGCAGGCACGAAACCUGUCAAGUGUCCCAUUU